AUGAGCGGAGUACCGCGCAUCGGCGACCUAGGGCAAGAAAACGCCAGACGCGUAGCUGCCGAGGGCGGAAAGUCGGAUGAGGGAAUCUUGGAGGCGUACAGCCAACAGGGGGAGAUUUAUUUCAAGCUGCAGGGUAAUUUUCGAAGGGGUCUUUUUCCGAAUUACGACAACGAGAGACUCGGAAUAGGAGCUCGGCCAUCCAGCAUCCAGCCUCCAGCAUCCAGCAUCCAGCAUCCAGCAUCCAGCAUCUGCGCGUCGGCUUUCGCCUACGCCGAUGUCGAGGGUAAGAAAUUCUUAACGAAGCAUCAAUACAAGAUUGCGAUGACCGCGAUGUUUGGAUUUUGUCCGGAUAAAUGGGAUAUCAAGCAGAUGUUGGCCGAUACUUCAAAUAACGGAAAUUUAAUCACCUUUCAAAAAUUCCAAAAUUCGGUCAGGAGGAAAAUCGAUUCUCCUGAAAAUUUUCUCAAUUUUGACUACUUCUUCACCUGCCUCGAUAGGAAUUCUAAGGGUUACCUAAUUUUCGACGAUCUGUUGACUGCCGCAGAGGAGGUGAAUUUGAAAAUACCACCAGUGAUUCUGAAAGGCGCUUUCAAAGAAUUGGAUCACGACCGGAAAGGAUUUAUAAGAAUGGAUGAUUUUGUGGCAAUGAUGCGAUGCAGAUGA
Messenger RNA from Neodiprion fabricii, 663 nucleotides. RefSeq lists its product as uncharacterized. Lineage: Eukaryota; Metazoa; Arthropoda; Insecta; Hymenoptera; Diprionidae. Gene Ontology annotation, molecular function: calcium ion binding. The transcript has 4 exons. The coding region runs from base 1 to 663 and encodes 220 amino acids. The record is from RefSeq and is a predicted model, not a curated record.